UAACAAAGAGAUACCUGUGUAUGUGGUCCAGAAAGAAAACGGAACUGGAAGAAAGAAGACACUUCAUCGAAAUCUUCUACUUCCAAUUGGAUUUCUGCCAAAGACUAAUGAGUCUGAGAUAACUCCUGCACCUAGACAGAAGCGUAAACCGAAGAAGUCUGGACGACCACCGACGAAGUCUGUUGGGGACAGCAUUGAAAAGAUGACUGCAUUGGAAUCAGAUGAGGAGUCGGAGCAGGAGUAUUGGAUAAUAGAGACAGGAAGGAGUACACCUAGCAACACUGACAGUGAAGCAGAUAUGGUAGAAAGACCUGGGAUAGAUGAUGUAACUAUCAGCGACACGGGUGACGAUCAUGAUGCCGUUGGUAGUAGCCAGGUUAACGGUUUAGUAGAGGACGCUUUACCUUCAGACAUAGGAAAUGCUGAAGAACCUAUCCCUGGAACAGAGGAUGUUGAACCUGCAGCGACUGGUCAGAAUAUUGAAGCUGACGCUUUAGAAUCAAAUAAUGGCAGUGCGUUGACGGAGGAUCCAUCUCUAGAUGAAAUGGCAGAUGAACCCACAGAUGAUGAAACUCCAACAGUACAACCAGUUAGAGAAAGAAGACGUAGAUACUUACCUACACCACCACGUCACAUACCAGAAACUACCACACUAGCUAGACCUCAGAGAAACCGGCAACCACCGAAGUACCUGCAAGAUUAUGUAACUACAGCAAAGCAGGCCACCACUAAACCAGAUUGGUUGGAAAAAGUACAUUGGUUGGAAAGUCAGGCAGAAACAGGACGAUUUAGAGGUCUAGAGAUUGAACUAUCUAGGGCUAUCAUCAAGAUUAUUGAGAACAGUUGAUAAUGUAAACAGCUUGACGAGGACGACAAGUUCAUAAAAGAGGGGAGAAAGACAGAAUGACAUGGAAGUCAUUUUCUUCAACAGAGGGGAGAAUGUAGUAGUGUCAUUUUUACGCCUAUUAAAUAACAGUAAAAAUAUCUUUAUAACGUUCUUCAAAUUAAUUUAUUAUAAACGUUUUACUCUUGAAUUUCGAUAAAAGAAUAUUAUAAUUUAAAUCCAAAUCUACACUUUACUUUUUAUAUUUAGUUCAUGAAUAUUCAAAAGGUUCUUAGUUAAAAUUGCGUAUCUGAUUGGUCAUUGUGAUUUCGCGGUCAAUUUAUAUUUUGUAUUGACCAGGUAGAUUUGAACGGGAACUUGAAAUGACAGCCACAUGAUAUUGUGUGUCCCGAGUUAUAUUACCUGUAUAUUAUUAUUUUCAUUCAUUGUGGACACAACAUAUAUCUGAUUAAUGACUCCAUUGAUGUAGUUAUAUACAGAGUAUUACUUGUGAACUGUGCCUACUCCUUACCAGUAAAACUCACUCCACAAGUGGUAAGAGUCAAUCUAUUUUAAUUAUGUAAUGUUGUAAACAGAACGUUAUGGAUUAUUUCCCUUUAAAUAUGCGGUUUUAAGCAUAUCUAAGAUAUUGGCUUAAUUAGUCUUUAUAAAAAUAGUAUUUGCAACUUAAUGAUUGUUGUAAUGUAAUAGUAUGUAAAGAUUAAAUAAUAUAUUAUGUUCCGAUUAGUUUAUUGUUAUAUGUGCAGUUUUCACUUUAGUUUUGUACCGUACACAUAGUUUACCAGUAAACAUUAUAUAGUACACUAUUUAUGAUCAAGGGUUACAUUCUUGUGUAGUAUAUCACAAUGAGAAAUAAAAGUACACGUGACAUCAAUUUACUGAAUGUAUUUAUUAUUGAAUUAGUAGUAUAGUACACAGUAAUUAAGAGCAUUGUAUUUUACUAUUACCAUAUGUGAUAAUGUGUAAUUUAAGAUACUUGUGUUUUAUAAAAUAGAACUGUUAAUUAUAAUUGUGAUAUUGUUAUUUCAGAGUUUAUUUUCUAUUACUGGUAUUAAAUCAUCCGAACCCUA
Messenger RNA from Mytilus californianus (California mussel), 1914 nucleotides. RefSeq lists its product as uncharacterized. The record is from RefSeq and is a predicted model, not a curated record. NCBI's taxonomy places the organism in Eukaryota, Metazoa, Mollusca, Bivalvia, Mytilida, Mytilidae. The transcript is spliced from 2 exons. Bases 203 to 847 code for a protein of 214 amino acids.